This is a messenger RNA of Gossypium raimondii (Peruvian cotton), 1382 nucleotides long. RefSeq lists its product as uncharacterized. The record is from RefSeq and is a predicted model, not a curated record. NCBI's taxonomy places the organism in Eukaryota, Viridiplantae, Streptophyta, Magnoliopsida, Malvales, Malvaceae. Gene Ontology annotation, molecular function: S-adenosylmethionine-dependent methyltransferase activity.
AUCCUCACAUAUAUCUCAGUAUGUUCAAAAACAAUCUCAGUAUAUAUAAGCCAUGUAUGUAUGUAGAAGUUUCAGGGUCUUGUUAAGUCCACGUCGCCUUUUGGGUCUCUCCGUCGUCUUUUCUACAUACGGCCUACCUCCAUUUUCUUCCCACAAACCAGAAAUUCCUCUUCAAUUAUUACAGUCAAAGAGAGAGAGAAACCAUGAAUUCAGUUAUUACCGGUAAUUUCAGACCCCCGUUUUUCCCGAGUCAACUCAGUAAAAACUCGGCACGAUUCUUGUUCAGACCCUUCACCACACUCGUCUUCACAAGAAGUUUAACCGCUAAAGUUCGUGCCUUCGUUGAAACCAAGCCAACGGCACCGAUUGCGGUGGAGAAAGAGGAGAGCGGCGGCGGCGGCGGCAGCUGUGGUUUAGCUUGUCCCAUUUGUUAUAACCCAUUAACGGUGAUUAGUGAUUCCCCUAUAUACGUGGGAUCAACAGUUGGGUCUAAUUUGCAAUGUAAUACAUGCAAAAAGACUUACUCUGGUACCCAAACGCAUCUUGACCUUGUUGCCUCAAGUGGGUCUAAGCAAUACGAUGAAUCCAUGCCGCUAGCCACCGAACUCUUCAGGACUCCAGUGGUGUCCUUUCUCUACGAGAGAGGCUGGCGUCAAAAUUUUGUAUUUGGCGGCUUUCCAGGUCCAGAGAAAGAGUUUGAUAUGGCAAAGAAUUACCUAAAGCGAGUGCUAGGUGGAAAGAUCGUUGAUGCUAGUUGUGGCAGCGGGAUGUUCACCAGGCUUUUCGCCAAGAGUGGAUUAUUUUCGCAGGUUAUUGCUUUGGACUACUCAGAAAACAUGCUGCAACAAUGCUAUGAAGAGGAAAACUUCCCCAAAGAGAAAGUGACCUUGGUCCGAGCUGAUAUCUCUCGACUUCCUUUUGAGUCAAGUUCAAUCGAUGCUGUGCAUGCUGGUGCUGCUUUGCACUGUUGGCCUUCACCAUCAACCGCUGUAGCUGAAAUAAGUCGAGUUCUUCGACCAGGCGGUGUUUUUGUCGCUACCACCUACAUAGUUGAUGGGCCGUUUACGUUUCUGCCAUUUGUGAAUGCUUUCCGACAGAAUAUGAUGGGAAUUGCUGGUAGCUAUUUCGCCGUUUCGGAACGAGAACUCGAAGAUCUGUGCCGAACUUGUGGACUAGUUGGUUUUACAUGCAUGAGAAACGGACCGUUUGUGAUGAUAUCUGCUAGAAAACGCAGCAGUUAAGCAAAUCUCAAUGAUUUUACAAACUAAACAGUGUAUAGUCUACAGAGGGUUUUUUCUUUUGAUUCAAGUUUAUGGUUCUGGUGGGCUUUUUAUUGUAGAUAAUGUGCAUUAUGAAGGAUGAGAGAUCAUUUUUAUCUUUAA